This is a messenger RNA of Eutrema salsugineum, 1410 nucleotides long. RefSeq lists its product as uncharacterized. The transcript has 7 exons. The coding region runs from base 39 to 1151 and encodes 370 amino acids. The record is from RefSeq and is a predicted model, not a curated record. Lineage: Eukaryota; Viridiplantae; Streptophyta; Magnoliopsida; Brassicales; Brassicaceae.
GCUCCUCUCUCUCUCUCUAUCUGCCUGUGUUUUCUCUAAUGGAGCCUGCUCAAAUCGAUUGGAAGCGAAUCGAUUCUCGUUUUGUUGAAGACGUCUUCUACGAACACAUCCGAGCUCCCAAAUGGGUUGAUUUCUUGGCUCCAAACCAUUUAGACUCCAUUGACGAUGAUGCUUGGUUCUGCAAACCUGACUGUAAUCAUCCCAAGAGACCUGAGGAUUUCCUCUUAACGCCUAAUUCUUCCAAGUGUUCAGCUCUGAGGGAUACGAGUGAGAUUCUAGGAGUUACGGAGCAGAAUCAGAGGAGGAGAGGACAUGCUUUGUCACCUUCUACUUCAAACAACCAAAACAGUGAAAAUCAGAAUCCAAACUUGGCCACGCCUCCAAGCCAACAAGCAAAAUCAUGGCGAGCAGCGCUUAAGUCAACUUCGGUCAAGAAGACGAAUAAAGAAGCACCGAGACUAAAGAGCACACAAUCAGCUAGAAAUCUAUUUUCAGGGAGAGACAUACUUGGCCACAUCUCAGAGUUCUGCUAUGAGUUGAAGAGAUUGGCCACUAGGGUAACUGAGAGAGAAGAUACUGAGAAGUCUCAAGUGAAGGAGAUUCAUCAAGUGGGUGGAAUAAUAAAUCAGCCUUAUUCUGUUCAUGACUUGGAAUUGAAAAAGGAAAGAAAGCCAUUGCUCGAAGUAAGCAAAGAUAAGGUCCAUGAUUCCACGGAUAAUAAAGGAAGCACCUUUAAAGAGAACCGUAGAAGAAAGAAGAGAGUGGAUGAUGCUGAGAAUAUUCCAGUCUCUCUUAAUGUGGAAACUGUAAAUAUCAAAGGAGAGGAUUGUAGAAGAAAGAAGAGAGUGGAUGAUGCAGAGAACAUCCCGAUCCCUCUAAAACUGGAGAAUGUAAAGAACAAAGGACACGAGCGGUUGCUGCAAAUCAGAACAAACCCACCAUCUCCUCAGUGCUUCUCGGAGAACCGGACAGCUUCUUUGAAGGCCUUUAGGGCCAAAACUACGGAAAAGGGAAUGGUCGAAGAAGUGGUGAAGAGAAAGGAAGAGGAGGAAGCAGAAGAAGAGAAGAACAGAAAGAGUGGAGAAAGCAACAAGGAAGGGAGAGGCUUGGACGUUCUCUGGUUCCUAAAGCCUUGCACAAUGGCCAACUAAAAAAAACUUUUCAUUAUCACCAAUUCUUUUUCUUAUAUUGAUUCAUUCUUUUGUUAAUUUCAUUCUAGAUAUUCAACUGUAACUAAGGAGAUGAUGAUGAUGAUGAUGAUCUUGAUCAGAUUCGACAUGUAACUCAGAGCAAUUUAUCAAUUUCACUUUUACAUACAAUAAAAUUUGUUUAAAUAAAGAGUUAAGAGAACAAAAAGAGGGUUUAGAUCCAUCUCUAAUUAUUAAGAUCAACAACAACAACCAAAAAAAA